Daldinia childiae is the source of this 2310-nucleotide messenger RNA. RefSeq lists its product as uncharacterized. The record is from RefSeq and is a predicted model, not a curated record. The transcript has 4 exons. Gene Ontology annotation, cellular component: cytoplasm. NCBI's taxonomy places the organism in Eukaryota, Fungi, Ascomycota, Sordariomycetes, Xylariales, Hypoxylaceae. The coding region runs from base 1 to 2310 and encodes 769 amino acids.
AUGGCGCCCUCUUUCUUAACCUUCAAGGAAUUUCGAAGACGAUCGCGAGCUAGUUUCCGUACCGAUCGUUCUACUGACGGUUCAAGCUACGAGGAACACCAGAGUCAGAAUACAACUCCCACCAACGGUUCUGUCACUCCCCCUUCGAUAACAGCUCAAUCCGAUCCAGGAUUUCCCACGCAACCAAAAGACCAGCAGCAACCUCCUCCAAUUCCACCUAAUAGGCCACCACCUCAGCCCAAUUUCAACCGAUAUAGUGUAUCAGGAAUGGCUGGGUUGGGAUCUCCUGUGCUCAACGGCAAAUCUUCACUCCCCGUAUCGCAGUAUGCCCCUCGAAUUACUAACAUUGGGGAAAAUACCUGGGUCUCGCAGAAAAUCCUUCUUAUCAACGGUAUGAUCGGAGAAGCAGGUCAACGGGUACCGGAAGGGACUGUUACAGUUUGCAGACUAGACGAUGGAUUCCCACCCACGUAUUGGCCGGUUUGUGAGUCGCAGUUUAAAGCGUUGGUAUAUCUCAUGCCCGGCGCAAACAGAUUACGUCUCGACUUCUCGAGCCCAAAACUCGCAAACAGCGGCUCUUCAAACCCGAUACAUUCCUCUUAUAUCACCGUGCACAUGGUCCCUCCUAUGAACUCGCCGCCGUUACAGCUUGCCAUCUUACUCGCGAAAGACUCUCCCGGUACAUUUGAUGCUGUCCCUGCUCGGAUUGAAAAGGAAGGAAAUGAUAUCGAUGCAGCCGUUCGUAAAUUCCGUAUGGCUGCUUACCUCUGGCAAGCAUUUACUGCCGAGCAGAUGUGGAGAAAUAAAUUCGGCCGACGGGUGUUCAGGUUCGAAGAGGAAUGGACAACAGGCACCUGCAACUAUCGAGAUAGAGAAACGGGCGCGAUGCGAUCAGAAGCACGUAUUCACGUUAUUCGAUCAGAUAAGACCCUAGCCGAAAUCAGGGACCUUAACUUGGCACAACAGAAUUCUAAGGCGACUAAAAAAGGUGACCUUUAUGGCAUUGCCGCUGACGCGCUUAAGAAUUACUUCAAGCCUCUCCCAGGACAAACUCAACAUGUUUCAGUGUUACUUCUAGACGCUCAUUGGGAUACGAAUUCGAAGGUCGUCACGGGUCAUGCAGCUUUAGGAGGGAAUGCUGGCGACUUGCACAUGGCCAUUUUUGGCUCUCACUGUCUACAGAGUUACCCUACAAGUUUCGAAGAGGUCGUACCAGCGUUUACCGACUGCACACCUACUGACACCAAAUUUGUUGCAAACGACUGUAACGAGUCUGGAAGCUCCUGGGAAGCUGCCAAUAUUGGCAUCGGCGCCCACCUCCACGAAACCGGCCACCUUUUCGGAUGUCCGCAUCAGGAGAGCGGGGUCAUGCUAAGAGACUAUGUCAAGUUGAACCGUUCAUUCAUAUCUCGUGAGGCUUACUCUACUCGGACUAAGUCGAAGGGAGGGCCAGUAUCUCAGGCUGACGAAUGUACCUGGCACCGUCUUGAUUGCCUUCGAUUCCGCAGUCACCCUUGCUUUAAGCUACCUAAUGAUCCCAUCUUGAACUCCGACGCAAGUGUCCAGGCCUGGCCGGUUGAGAAUGGACAUGUUCAAAUCACAGCAGCUACAGGAGUUUCAUUUAUAGAAAUCUACCCGGAGGGCGAUGACUUAUGCCAUACGUGGAUCGAAUAUCCGAUAGAGAACGGUUCCGUACAGCGUAACCUAACUCUUACAGAACAAGAGCUCCGCGACAGACUACCCGAGAAUAAGCGACGCUCGAAGAUGAAGGUCUGCAUCAAAUCGCAUGGCGGCGGAAACCUCGAUAUCAACGACUUUCAUAGCCUGUGCUCGAAAGCAUCUUCUCUAAAGCUGUCUUUCGGCAAAUCAGCCUAUCGUGGUGACAAACUCGGCUUUUCACAAAUGGAGGGAAGUCAACCGCAAGAAUUAGUUUUUACAAGUGCAACACAAAAAACGCGAGUGCUAUCCCGCGUCGUGGUCUAUCACGGGUUUGCUUUAGAUGGUAUUGAAUUUUUCUACGACGAUGAAUCCAGCCAGUUGUUUGGGAAACGUGGAGGUAAACCUGGCGGCGAUACGUUCGAAAUGGACAUUCGCCGUGGCGAGUAUAUUACUGGCUUCUUCGUACGGUCGGGACAGUGGAUAGACGGCAUCCAGAUCCUUACAAGUCUUGGAAGAAAAUCGCCAAUUUACGGCAAUGCGCACGGUGGCUCUCCUCAUACUCUCCUCCCGCCGCGCGGCUACACGGUCUGUGGCGUUUCUGGAUCAUGCGCAGCAUGGAUCGACGGCUUCUCGGUUAUUAUCGCUCGGUAA